Drosophila erecta is the source of this 3875-nucleotide messenger RNA. RefSeq names its product mannosylglucosyl-3-phosphoglycerate phosphatase. The record is from RefSeq and is a predicted model, not a curated record. Lineage: Eukaryota; Metazoa; Arthropoda; Insecta; Diptera; Drosophilidae. Gene Ontology annotation, molecular function: hydrolase activity. The transcript is spliced from 10 exons. Bases 307 to 2679 code for a protein of 790 amino acids. Gene Ontology annotation, biological process: nucleotide catabolic process.
AAGAUGCCAGUCAAAGUUCUGCUUCCCAUGUGAACGGUGGUGUUUUGUAUUCCGCGUUCCGAUCGUCUGCACCGAUUCCUUCCGCUACGCAGAAGAUUUUUUACCAGCAAAGAAAAAACUUCGCAUACUCCAGCUCCUCUUUUCGCUGGCUUCAGCAAGUUGAGUUUGGAAAACUAAUUUUUUGCUGGCAUCCCACACAACGAAGGCCCCGAAAAUCAGUUGCUGGGCAACCACCCAACCUAAAAGACCAAAAAAUCGAAAAGGGAGGAGGACCCACUGAAACUUACACGCAACAGCGUCUGUAGGAUGAGCAAUGCGGGAAUCGACGGUGGAGGAGGAGGAGUAUCAGGAUCCGGAUCAGGAUCGACAACAGUGCCGCCCACAACGCCGCCACCAACUGGCCAUGGAUCCACUCGCCGCCUGAGCCACCUGACGGGCAGUGGCCGUUCGGGAGGAGCCGCCGCCAUGGGCAAUGUGGUGGGCUGGCUGAAACAGGCUUCCAUUGAGGUGCGUGACGCCGGCACACGAACAUUGUCGAUGCUGCAGAGCAGCAAUCCCAACUUUCGAUCCUUGGACCUGUCUCUGGGCACGCCCACACCAACCACACCCACCUCCAGCGAAAUUCCAGCUGCUCCAGCCAGUGCCACCGCCUCGCUAAGUGGCUCCACGCUGCAAUUUGGUCCGGAGGAACCAGAGGAAGGAUCCGCUGCCGGAGGAAGCCAAUCGCUGACGCCACUGGAUGCCAGGGAGCUCCUGACGAGACCCACACGCGCCUACGCCUCCGUCAGCCAGCCGCAAAGUCCAAGACAUCGAGGAUCCGGUUGCGGCUCCGUCUCCGGAUCUCGAAUAAUCACACACGGCCUGACCGGCCGCUCCACAUCGAUAUCCUCGCAGCUGGAGAAGACCAAGAAGCUACUGAAAAUGACCGAGGGCGAGGACAAGCCGCUGACCAUUCUGCACUACAACGAUGUCUACAAUAUUGAGUCCAUGGCGGAAACGGAGCCGGUUGGUGGAGCAGCCAGAUUUGCCACGGCCAUCAAGAGUUUCGCGCACCUCAAUCCGCUUGUCCUUUUCAGCGGUGAUGCCUUCUCGCCGAGCAUGUUGAGCACCUUCACCCAGGGUGAGCAGAUGAUUCCUGUGCUCAAUACGGUGGGAACACACUGUGCCGUCUUUGGCAACCACGAUUUUGAUCACGGCCUGGAUGUGCUGGUCAAAUUGAUCAAGCAGACGGAAUUCCCCUGGCUGAUGUCCAAUGUGGUGGACAACGAAACCGGCCGUCCACUGGGCGGCGGAAAGAUCUCGCACUUCAUACUACACAAUCAGAUAUCCAUUGGCUUGAUCGGCCUGGUGGAGCGCGAGUGGUUGGAGACCCUGCCCACCAUCGAUCCCAAUGAGGUGACCUACAUCGAUUACGUGGAGGCGGGUAACAAGUUGGCCCGCGAGCUGAGAAACGAGGGAUGCGACCUCAUCAUUGCCCUUACCCACAUGCGCACUCCCAACGAUAUUAAUCUGGCCGAGAAGUGCAGCGGCAUCGACAUCAUUCUUGGUGGUCACGAUCACGUCCGCGAGGUGACCGAAAUCAAGGGCAAAAUGAUCGUCAAAUCGGGCACGGACUUCCAGCAGUUCUCCGUCAUCACCAUCGAGCGGGAUGCCGCCAAUCGCGAACAAUUCACAACGGACGUCAAGUGCUUCGAUGUGACGGCCAAAAUUCCGGAGGACCCGGAACUGAAACAGGAGCUCUCCAAAUAUGCCAAGUUCAUCGAGAGCAAGCUUUCGGAUGUAAUGGGUGUCUUCAGCGUGGAACUAGAUGGCCGUUUUUCCCGCGUUCGGACCCAGGAAACCAAUCUGGGCAACUGGGUGUGCGACGUGGUGCUGGCCGCCGUCGGCGCCGAUGUGGUCAUCUUGAAUGGCGGCACCUUCCGUUCGGAUCGAGUGCAUCCGGUGGGCGCCUUUACCAUGGGCGACCUGGUGAACGUUAUACCCAUGCGUGACCCACUCAUCCUGCUCGAAGUCAAGGGCAAAAUACUCUGGCAGGCACUGGAGAAUGGAGUGUCCGCCUAUCCCAAGCUGGAGGGCAGAUUCCCUCAGGUGUCGGGCAUCAGUUUCGCCUUCGAUCCGCAGGCGGAGCCCGGCAAACGUAUUGAUCCGCAACUUAUCCAGGUGGGCGACGAGUACCUCAACCUGGAGCAGUCCUACAAGUUGUGCGUCAAGAGCUACAUCUUCAUGGGCUGCGAUGGCUACACCAUGUUCAAGGAUGCGACUGUGCUGAUGGAUGAUGAUGCUUGUCCGGAGUUGGGUAUCACCCUGCAGAACCAUUUCAAGGCCAUCAAUUCCAGGAAGUGUGGACAGAACACCAAGCACCGCCAGUCGCUGGUCACCCUUUCCCGGAGGCACAGUCUGGUGCAGUGCCUGGAUAGCAUGGAUCUGGAUGGGCCAUCACCCAUUCGCAAAUUGUCCGUGGGUCACCACAACAAGUCGAUGGAUUUGACGCACGGCAAUUCUCAAAAGAUGCUACGACGUGCGUCCUUGGAUGACCUGGAGCAGUCCACCUGCGAUUUGGCGCCACAAUUGGAGCACCGCAUCGUUAUGAUACAAAACGAGGAGCAUCAUCGACAGCUACUGUUCAAAAAGGAGACGCACAUCAUGAAUUCCACAAUCACCGAAGCCGAGGACGAGUAAAGAAUUACCAAGAGUCAUUUGAUUAACAAUUUGCAUUUAAUUUAUUGUAUUUUUUAUUUCUUUUCCGUUUUCUAGUUACAAAAAAAUAAGACAACUUGAUUUAGGGGCAGUUUCCGAUGUGGAGAGGAAUAUUUGAGUAGGGGUUAGGCAAAAGCAUAGCGAAGAUAUACCCUUUAGCUAGUUAGAUAGUUGGCAGAUCUGUGGGAUCGUGUCCUAUAUUAUUACCGUUUAUUGUUAAUGCUCCUCUGUUUUCUUUUCGGCUAAGUUUUGUUGUAAACAUUCGUAAGACUUCCCCCAGAAAUGUAUGAACAAGAUAUUGAUAUUGUAUAUGAUGCAUGUGUAGUGAGUACGUGUACCUAAGCUCAACGCUAGUUUAAUUUACUUUUAAUUAGAUAAACUGAUUUACACAACCAACUGAUUAUUGUACUGCAACUUACAGAGCAGCCCUUAUGUUUUGUGAUCUAGAUAACGAAAAGAGUUUGAGCCGAGCUUUGACAAAACCUCCAGAUAUUCCAAGUAGUUGUUUUAAAAACCCCGAGUCCACAAAAACAAUCAAAUACUGUAGGUUGUACGCAAGCAAAUAGAAACACUGGACCGCGACGAGGUGGAGGACUACGAUUAGCAAACUGAAGAGGCCAGCAGAUGUAAAGUGAAUGUUAAGCAAUAUUUUAGAAAAUGCACCUAGAUUUUGAAUGUCAAAAUGGGAUGUGUAUAUUUUUAUGGACGCUUUUGGUGCGCUUGAACAUGGCAGAGCAUAUUGAUUUUUAGUGAACGCGAGCGCAACUCACGCGCAAACACUCAUGGAUAAAUGCUUUAAUCUUAAAUAGUUCCUUGAACUUGCACACCACCAACACGAGUGUAUUUUUGUCCAUAGGCGAGGUCCGAACAAAUGCAGAACCAGUGGUGCAGUGGCAGCUACCCACUCAAUUACACAAAGUUAAACAAUAAGUAGAGGCAGCCACUUAUAUGUACUCCAUGCUUAACUGAUUGUCCAUGCUUAGAACGUACAGUUAACUAAAGUGAACAAUAUACAGGCUCAAAGUGCACCUGAUUAUUAAAAUUAUAAAGGACCCAUAUAUAUAUACAUACACGCAGAUAUCGUAAAUCUGUCCACCUCCUUUGUCUCCCUUUAACUUUGAGGGCCGAUCCUUCAACACUUUUAAACUAUUUUGCAAUGGGUCAUUAGCCCGUAGAAG